AUGUCUACUGGCCAUUACGACGAUGGCUACGGCCAUCAAGGCCACGGUGAUGCCUAUUACCAGGACGAUCAACAUGGGUACUACGAUCAAAACGAGUACUCGAACUACGGAGACGGUUACUAUGACCAGAGUGGUCAUUAUGGCGAUAACCACGGCGAACAUCACGGUGAACAUUACGGUGAACAACACGCGGGCGGCGGCUAUUAUGAAGGUGGUCAAGACAACUACUACAACGAGCAGUACUAUGAUCAGGGCCAUGGCGGACAUCCUGAUUACUCUCAAAACGGCCGCGGCCGUCGACGUGGAGACUCUGAAGAGGAUUCGGAGAGUUUCAGUGAUUUCACCAUGAGAUCCGAAACUGCUCGUGCAGCUGAUAUGGACUACUACGGCCGUGGCGAUGAACGUUACAACAGCUACAAUGAAAGUCAGAUGGGAGGCCAAGGAUACGGAUACCGACCACCAUCCUCUCAGAUCUCAUACGGAGGAAACCGCUCUUCAGGCGCGUCGACCCCAGUUUAUGGCAUGGACUACAACAACGCUCUCCCGGCUGGCCAACGCUCUCGCGAGCCAUACCCAGCCUGGACUUCGGAUGCUCAAAUCCCCCUUUCCAAGGAAGAAAUUGAGGACAUCUUCUUGGACCUAGUCAACAAAUUUGGGUUCCAACGUGACAGCAUGAGGAACAUGUAUGACCAUUUCAUGACUCUCCUCGAUUCCCGUGCGUCUCGUAUGACCCCAAACCAGGCCCUCCUCUCGCUGCAUGCCGACUAUAUUGGUGGUGACAAUGCCAACUACCGCCGUUGGUACUUUGCUGCUCAUCUCGACCUCGACGACGCCGUGGGAUUCGCCAACAUGCAACUUGGAAAAGCCAAUCGUAGAACUCGAAAGGCCCGUAAAGCCGCUAAGAAGGCUGCUGCCCAAAACCCCGAGAAUGAGCAAGCUACGCUUGACGCAUUGGAAGGCGACAACAGCUUGGAAGCUGCUGAAUUCCGCUGGAAGACUCGCAUGAACCGGAUGUCUCAACAUGAACGUUGCCGACAGAUCGCCCUAUUCCUUCUCUGCUGGGGUGAGGCGAACCAAGUCCGAUUCACACCUGAGUGUCUGUGCUUUAUCUUCAAGUGUGCCGAUGACUACUUGAACUCCCCUGCUUGCCAGAACCGUGUUGAGCCUGUGGAAGAGGGCACCUAUCUCAACAAUGUCAUCACUCCUCUGUACAGCUAUCUACGUGAUCAGGGUUAUGAGAUUUACGAUGGUAAAUAUGUUCGUCGUGAGCGUGACCACGCCCAGAUCAUUGGAUACGAUGAUGUCAAUCAACUCUUUUGGUACCCCGAGGGUAUCGAACGGAUCAUCCUUGAGGACAAGACGCGCAUUGUGGAUAUACCCCCUGCAGAGCGAUGGGAAAAGCUCAAGGAUGUCAACUGGAAGAAGGUGUUUUUCAAGACCUAUCGCGAGACUCGAUCCUGGUUCCAUCUGAUUACCAACUUCAACCGUAUUUGGGUUAUUCACCUGGGUGCUUUCUGGUUUUUCACGGCCUACAAUGCGAAAUCAUUAUACACCAAGGACUAUCAGCAACAACUCAAUAACCAACCUCCUGGUUCUUACUCAUGGUCAGCGGUGGGUCUAGGUGGCGCACUCGUCACUCUUAUCAACAUUUUCGCGACUCUUGCCGAGUGGGCAUAUGUACCACGCAGAUGGGCUGGUGCACAGCACUUGACCAGACGUCUUUUGUUCUUGCUCGCCGUCUUCGCCGUCAAUGUCGGACCUGCUGUAUAUGUUUUCGGUAUAUCAAAAGACGGCACAGAUUCUAUCGCACUGGCUCUCGGUAUCGUUCAGUUCUUCAUCGCUUUGGCCAGUUUCUUUUUCUUCUCCGUCAUGCCACUUGGUGGUUUGUUUGGCAGCUACAUGAAGAAGAACACACGUCAGUACGUUGCUAGCCAGACAUUCACAGCCAGCUUUCCUCAACUCAGUGGAAAUGGUAUGUGGAUGUCUUACGGUAUGUGGGUUUGCGUGUUCGCCGCCAAAUUGGUUGAAUCCUACUUCUUCCUCACGCUCUCUUUCAAGGAUCCCAUUCGUAUUCUCCGCCCAAUGAAGAUCCAAAACUGUCUGGGUGACAAAAUCAUUGGUGAUAUUCUAUGCCACGCGCAACCCCAAAUUCUUCUUGGGUUGAUGUUCUUCACCGAUUUGACCCUCUUCUUCCUGGAUAGUUAUCUGUGGUACAUCAUUUUGAACACAAUCUUCUCAGUGGCACGCUCCUUCCACCUGGGUGUUUCUAUUUGGAGUCCCUGGCGAAACAUCUUCUCACGUUUGCCUAAGCGUAUCUACUCCAAGGUUCUGGCUACCACAGAUAUGGAAAUCAAAUACAAGCCCAAGGUUUUGAUCUCCCAAGUCUGGAACGCUAUCGUCAUUUCUAUGUACCGUGAGCAUCUCCUGGCUAUCGACCACGUGCAGAAACUUCUCUACCAUCAAGUUCCUUCUGAGCAGGAAGGCAAGCGAACAUUAAGAGCCCCCACCUUCUUUGUCUCUCAGGAGGAUCACUCGUUCCGCACAGAGUUCUUCCCCACUCAAAGUGAAGCCGAGCGUCGUAUUUCGUUCUUUGCUCAGUCUCUUUCCACCCCGAUUCCGGAGCCUCUACCUGUCGACAACAUGCCCACUUUCACUGUCUUGAUUCCUCACUACAGCGAAAAGAUCCUUCUUUCACUUCGUGAGAUCAUCAGAGAGGAUGAACCUUACUCCCGUGUUACCCUUUUGGAAUACUUGAAGCAGCUUCAUCCUCACGAAUGGGACUGCUUUGUUAAGGAUACCAAGAUUCUCGCAGAUGAGACAUCCCAGUUCAACGGCGAGUAUGAGAAAUCAGAAAAGGAUGCUGCGCGAAGCAAGAUUGAUGACCUUCCCUUCUACUGCAUUGGUUUCAAAUCCGCUGCUCCAGAAUAUACCCUCCGUACUCGUAUUUGGGCCUCUCUCCGCACUCAAACUCUUUAUCGUACAAUCUCUGGUUUCAUGAAUUACAGCCGUGCAAUCAAACUUCUCUAUCGGGUUGAGAACCCCGAGGUUGUGCAAAUGUUUGGCGGUAACUCCGACAAGUUGGAACGUGAAUUGGAAAGAAUGGCGCGCCGCAAGUUCAAAAUUUGUGUCUCUAUGCAACGUUAUGCCAAGUUCAACAAGGAAGAGCGUGAAAACACAGAAUUCCUCCUCCGUGCUUACCCGGACCUCCAAAUAGCUUACCUUGAUGAAGAACCUCCUGCCAACGAGGGCGAGGAACCCAGACUGUACUCUGCUCUCAUUGAUGGACACUCGGAGAUCUUGGAGAAUGGCCUUCGCAAGCCCAAGUUCCGCAUUCAGCUCUCCGGCAACCCCAUUCUUGGAGAUGGAAAGUCCGAUAACCAGAACCACUCCAUCAUUUUCUAUCGUGGUGAAUACAUUCAAUUGAUCGAUGCCAACCAGGAUAACUAUCUCGAGGAAUGUUUGAAGAUCCGUAGUGUCCUUGCCGAGUUUGAGGAAUUGACCACUGACAACGUUUCCCCGUACACUCCUGGUGUUUCUACCCCCAAAACCGACCCGGUCGCUAUUCUUGGUGCUCGUGAAUACAUUUUCUCUGAGAAUAUUGGUAUCCUUGGUGAUGUCGCUGCUGGAAAAGAACAGACUUUCGGUACCCUAUUCGCCCGUACUCUUGCUGAAAUUGGUGGCAAACUUCACUAUGGUCAUCCUGAUUUCCUGAACGGCAUUUUCAUGACUACUCGUGGUGGUGUCUCCAAGGCCCAGAAGGGUCUUCAUCUGAACGAGGAUAUUUACGCCGGUAUGAAUGCCGUUCUCCGUGGUGGAAGAAUUAAGCACUGUGAAUACUUCCAAUGCGGAAAGGGUCGUGAUCAAGGUUUUGGUUCUAUUCUCAACUUCACAACCAAGAUCGGAACUGGUAUGGGUGAACAAAUGCUGUCCCGUGAAUACUACUACCUCGGCACCCAACUUCCAUUGGAUCGUUUCUUGUCGUUCUACUAUGCUCACCCUGGUUUCCAUGUCAAUAACAUGUUCAUCAUGUUGUCUGUGAACAUGUUCAUGAUCACAAUGAUCAACCUCGGUGCCCUACGACACGAAACCAUUCUCUGCCGAUUCAACUCCAAUCUUCCUAUCACGGAUCCCUUGAUGCCCACCGGUUGCGCCAACCUCGUACCUAUCACUAACUGGGUCAACCGUUGCAUUGUGUCUAUCUUCAUCGUGUUCUUCAUUUCUUUCGUUCCUCUAGUGGUUCAAGAAUUGACUGAGCGAGGUGUUUGGCGCGCGGCAACCCGUCUUGCUAAGCAAUUUGGUUCUCUUUCCUUCAUGUUCGAGGUGUUCGUUUGCCAAAUCUAUGCCAACGCCAUUCAGCAAGAUCUUUCGUACGGAGGUGCCAGAUAUAUCGGUACUGGUCGUGGUUUCGCAACUGCUCGUAUCCCCUUCGGUGUUCUUUACUCUCGCUUCGCUGGACCCUCAAUCUACCUCGGCGCUCGAUGCUUGCUCAUGUUACUUUUCGCUACGGCGACCAUGUGGACUGCCGCUUUGAUUUGGUUCUGGGUUUCCUUGAUGGCUCUAUGUAUUUCCCCAUUCUUGUUCAACCCUCACCAGUUCUCGUGGAACGACUUCUUCAUCGACUAUCGCGACUAUCUCCGAUGGCUGUCUCGUGGCAACUCCAGAUCCCACAACUCUUCAUGGAUUGCUUUCUGUCGUCUGUCUCGUACCAGAAUCACUGGAUACAAGCGCAAGGUCCUUGGUGUUCCAUCAGAGAAAUUGUCGGGUGACGUGCCGCGUGCUCGUAUCACCAACAUCUUCUUUUCCGAGAUCCUUGGUCCUUUGGUCUUGGUUGCAGUCACACUCGUUCCUUAUCUCUACAUAAACGCUCGUACUGGUGUUACUGACAACAACCCAGUGGCGACCAAUGCGCUUCUCCGUAUUGGUAUCGUGGCUUUCGCUCCCAUCGGUGUCAAUGCUGGUGUUGCGGGCGCCAUGUUCGGCAUGGCAUGCUGCAUGGGUCCUCUCCUGAGUAUGUGUUGCAAGAAGUUCGGUUCUGUACUUGCUGCCAUCGCCCACGGUAUCGCCGUCAUUAUGCUCCUUGCUAUUUUCGAAGUCAUGUUCUUCUUGGAAGGUUGGAGUUUCCCCCGUUGUGUUUUGGGCAUGAUCUCCAUGGCAGCCAUCCAGCGCUUUGUCUACAAAUUGAUCAUUGCUCUUGCAUUGACCAGAGAAUUCAAACAUGACCAAUCCAACAUCGCUUGGUGGACUGGAAAAUGGUACAACAUGGGUUGGCACUCUCUCUCCCAGCCGGGUCGAGAAUUCCUCUGUAAGAUUACUGAGCUCGGUUAUUUUGCCGGCGACUUUGUUUUGGGUCACCUCCUCCUCUUCUGCAUGCUCCCCGCUCUAUGCGUGCCAUACAUCGACAGAUUCCACUCUGUCAUUCUUUUCUGGCUUCGUCCUAGCCGACAAAUUCGUCCUCCUAUCUAUUCGUUGAAGCAGUCCAAGCUCCGCCGCCGUCGCGUGAUUCGUUACGCCAUCCUUUACUUCGUCAUGCUUGUGCUCUUUGUUGUCCUCGUCGUGGCGCCUUUGGUCGUUCGUCGUCUCAACAUCAAACUGCCCUCAAUUCCGGACAACCUUAUGCAACCGUUGGAUGCCGGCGAGGCCCAUAACGACACUCACACCUACUAUACCGGCUCUGGACUACCCGCCGGAUUCGUCGCAUAUUCCGGUGGUGACACCGGCAGCAAGAGCACCAGCACUGCUGGCGCGAAGAUGAUGUUUAUGUUCUAG
Messenger RNA from Talaromyces marneffei, 5766 nucleotides. RefSeq lists its product as uncharacterized. The record is from RefSeq and is a predicted model, not a curated record. Gene Ontology annotation, cellular component: plasma membrane; 1,3-beta-D-glucan synthase complex. Gene Ontology annotation, biological process: fungal-type cell wall polysaccharide biosynthetic process; (1->3)-beta-D-glucan biosynthetic process. Gene Ontology annotation, molecular function: 1,3-beta-D-glucan synthase activity. The transcript has 3 exons. NCBI's taxonomy places the organism in Eukaryota, Fungi, Ascomycota, Eurotiomycetes, Eurotiales, Trichocomaceae. Bases 1 to 5766 code for a protein of 1921 amino acids.